Capronia coronata CBS 617.96 is the source of this 834-nucleotide messenger RNA. RefSeq lists its product as uncharacterized. Gene Ontology annotation, biological process: retrograde vesicle-mediated transport, Golgi to endoplasmic reticulum. The coding region runs from base 1 to 834 and encodes 277 amino acids. The transcript has 2 exons. NCBI's taxonomy places the organism in Eukaryota, Fungi, Ascomycota, Eurotiomycetes, Chaetothyriales, Herpotrichiellaceae. The record is from RefSeq and is a predicted model, not a curated record.
AUGGCCGACACCGAAGAAACACCUGCACAGCGACAAGCGAGAAUUCGGCGGCAGAAGCGAGAGGCGAAGAUCACAAGCGCGGCGACCGAAAGGCUCGACAAAAUCACCAAACUUAGUGGAAGGACUCCGGAGAGCUUGAAAAGCGACUCUUCUGUAUCGACGCCCUCCGGCACGUCUACGCCUUCGCAGGUCCCUACUCCGAACCUUGGGCCGGAUGCUCCAGGUUCGGCAAGUCCCGAUCAGCUCAAAGCACAGGAGGAAUAUCUGAGAACAUUGUUGAGACAACCAAUACCGCAAGAUGGCCCAGCACCAGUAGAACAACAAGAAGAGGACCCCAUGGUGAAGAUGCUACAAGCCAUGAUGGGAGGGAUGGGCGGUCCAGCCGACCCCAGCGUCCCAGGGGGCUUGGGUUCAACCCCCGGGUUUUCUCCGGACGACAUAUCAAAAGCGACAGGGCUUCCCUCGUUCUUGACUAACAUGGUGAUGGGAGGACAGAAGGCACCACCCUCAGAAGCGGAGGUGCAAGCCACGAGGUUGUGGAAGGUGCUGCAUGUCGUUUUCGCCGUCAUGGCAGGGCUGUAUUUGGUACUCAGGGUCAACACAUCUGUCGAACUGUUUGGCGAGAAUCCGCCGGCGCCAGCAACCUUCCAGAAUCCCUUUCUAGUGUUUGCAACUGGUGAACUGCUCAUGCAGACGACCAGGGUGGCAACCAAAGGGCAGUCGGGCAAAAGCGGAUUUGGUUUGUGGCUACAGAUGGUUAGGGAAUUUAUCGGGGAUGGGGCAAUCCUGGUGUUCAUGCUAGGGAUAGCGUCCUGGUGGAAAGGAAGUUUAUAG